AUGAGAGGUGGAAGCGUUUCAAACCGUCUUUUCAAUCUAUCUAUCCCUCCAAAUAUAUGUAUAAAUGUUGUAAAAUCUACAAGCUGCUCAGCAUCUUCUUCUAAUGGCUGGACUAGGGUCAUUGUUGAGAAGCCCUUCAGCCGAGACUCUGAAUCCUCUGCUGCUUUAACAAGAGGCUUAAAGGAGUACUUAGUGGAGGAUCAAAUUUUCAGAAUUGACCACUAUUUGGGGAAGGAACUAGUGGAAAAGCUUUCUGUUCUUCGUUUCUCCAAUCUUAUCUUUGAACCUUUAUGGUCAAGACAAUCCAUAAGGAAUGUUCAAUUUAUCUUCUCAGAAGACUUCGGUACUGAAGGACGAGGAGGGUACUUCAAAAGUUAUGGUAUUAUAAGAGACAUUAUGCAGAACCAUCUGCUUCAAAUACUAGCCCUUUUCGCCAUGGAGACUCCUGUCAGUUUGGAUGCUGAAGAUAUCAGAAAUGUAAAAGUUAUACGCUCAAUGAGGCCUUUGCAACUUGACAACGUGGUGGUCGGACAGUAUAAGAGUUGCACUAAAGGGGGGAUUAACUAUCCAGUCUACACAGAUGACGAGACAGUACCUAAAAAUAGCAUAACCCCAACAUUUGCAGCGGCUGCACUCUUUAUACAUAAUGCCAGAUGGGAUGGAGUUCCCUUUUUAAUGAAAGCUGGGAAAGCCUUACACACUAGAAGAGCUGAGAUCAGAGUACAGUUCAGGCAUGUUCCUGGUAAUUUGUACAAGAAGAAUUUUGGAAUGGAUCUGGACCGAGCAACAAAUGAACUUGUUAUCAGAUUACAGCCUGAUGAAGCUAUUUAUUUGAAAAUCAACAAAGAAGUCCCUGGUUUGGGCAUGAAGUUGGACCGCAGUAAUCUGAACCUUCAUUAUGCAGCAACAUACCUAUCUAAACUUCUGAAACCAACAGAUUCUGACAUAGUUACAAACUUUGUAACUCAGGGAUGAUUGAUUAAGAUGCUACUGUUAAUUUGUUUUAGAGUGCUCAGUCUGGUAAUUUUUGCAUCCUCGUUUGCACAUUAUACAAGUGUCAUCAUAUCUCCUGGACUUCGUUGUUAAGCUGAUGUUAAAUGAUUGCCCUCAGAUCUUUCGAGCUUUUAAAUAGCAUUGGUUAAGAACGUUGCCGUAAGAGAAGUGCGAUAAAUUGUAAAGCAUAUGUAGCUACCGUGUAAUAUCAUCUAAUUCAAGUGACUGUUGUUUUGGUAUGCUAAUGAGCAUUUUGUGCUGGUAUACAUAGAUAUUCCAAGGAGAUUCCAGAUUCUUACGAGAGACUGUUACUUGAUGCAAUUGAAGGAGAACGACAGUUAUUCACCAGGAGUGAUGAAUUGGAUGCUGCAUGGGCCCUCUUCACACCUCUACUGAAAGAGCUAGAGGAGAAGAAGAUAGUCCCCGAGUUGUAUCCUUAUGGCAGUUGAGGACCUGUUGGCGCUCAUUAUCUUUCAGCCAAGUACAAUGUUCAAUGGGGUGAUAUCAGUAGUGUGCAGACUGCCAGCAUGAGUGAAUUAGUGGUUGAGGCCACAAAACAUUUUUCACACAAAUCAUAGUAAGUCGCAACGUUCGACAAGUGUAAAAUGGAAUGAGAAUACAGUUUGACAGGUUAACUCUCUACAAAAUUGAGAUUGGUGGUGUUAUUAAAGGUGUAGCCAAAGAUAAUUUACUGAAGAAUACAGAAGUAAACGUUCUUUUCAGAUAUGUAACCAAAGCCAGUGGCUCUAUCUCUUUCUCUGAAGGUUACUGUUGUUGAAUUAUGAUGGUAGGCAAGAGAAUGAGCUGAGCUCUACAUGGGUGGGAAUGGGUAGGAAAUUUGUUUAGCCUUUUCUCUUUCUUCCUUUUGUAGCAGGUCCAACAAAGGGUACUUGCUUGGAUGAUUUAGAGCCACUAAGAAUAAA
Messenger RNA from Papaver somniferum (opium poppy), 1916 nucleotides. Its product is annotated as glucose-6-phosphate 1-dehydrogenase, chloroplastic-like. The transcript has 6 exons. Gene Ontology annotation, cellular component: chloroplast stroma. Lineage: Eukaryota; Viridiplantae; Streptophyta; Magnoliopsida; Ranunculales; Papaveraceae. The coding region runs from base 1 to 975 and encodes 324 amino acids. Gene Ontology annotation, molecular function: glucose-6-phosphate dehydrogenase activity; NADP binding. Gene Ontology annotation, biological process: pentose-phosphate shunt, oxidative branch; glucose metabolic process. The record is from RefSeq and is a predicted model, not a curated record.